Anisakis simplex (herring worm) is the source of this 1008-nucleotide messenger RNA. NCBI's taxonomy places the organism in Eukaryota, Metazoa, Nematoda, Chromadorea, Rhabditida, Anisakidae. The record is from the annotation of a GenBank genome assembly.
AUGCUUCGUUCGGUGCUGCUAGCUCAUUGCGACGGUUCACGACCCAGUCUUCCGGAGGUUAACGUAUUUCUCGACUUUGAAAAUGCAUCUCCCUCUGAAUCCGAAUUUCAUUUGUUCUCGAUCGCCGAUAAGGUACUGGAACGUGCCAAUUUAGCACUAGAAGAUAUAGCAAGUUAUGGGCCAGGUGCAUCUGCAGAGGUACGUGUGGCCAUUCAGCAACCAAAUAACAGUGAAGCGCAAUCGAAAGCGAUGACUUUGUUGGAUAAAUUAGUGACUAGGAUCCGAAUAUAUUACGAUCUUUCGCAACGUAUCGAGCAGUUGGUACCUCUUCUACUUUGGGAACUUUGUUCGGGACCUUUACCACCAGCUGAGCAAUUGGAUGCAUUACAAGCAACAUGUCGACAGUUUGCACGUUUCAUCGAUUUUGUUCUAUCAUUUGAUGCAUUGAAAAUGUGUACUCCAGCACUGCAAAAUGAUUUCAGUUUUUAUAGACGCGCAAUAUCCAGGGAGGCAGUAAUGUACGUACAUAAGACUAAUAAUACUUAUGCAAUUCCAAUCGAAUUAACCAAUACGAUCUCAUUGUUUUUGGCAAGUCCAACCCCGAUGUUAUCUUCAUUAACCAGUGCCACAAUUCAGUUUGUUGUUGUACAUAGCGAUUUACCAGUAACAAAUACUACCGAUACUCUUGCUACCAUUGUACAGGUAUGCAGAUAUAUGGUGGAAACGGAAGAGAAUUGGGAGCGAAUGUCCGAAAUGAGUCGAUUGUUUACGGUGCGUGUGAUGGUAGGUGCGAUCAUACUCUAUGAUCACAUCGAUAAUGCAGGUGCUUUUUGUAAAGAGUCACCGAUCGACAUGAGAUCUGUAGUCGAAUUAAUCAAAUCACAGCCCAAUAGUGAGCAGGUUUUUAUUGGAUUGCAGGUCGAGUCUUUAUUGAACGCACUUCGAUACACAACCAAACAUCUCAACGAUGGCUCUACACCGAAAUCGGUGCGAGCAUUAUUCCCCUGA